GGUUCUGUCAAUACACGUAUACAGAUUGAAUUAAAACCCGGUCUGUUCUCGGAUAUCAAGAUUUCCAGCCGAUUAAACUCGAACAACCAUCGAUCAAGUUUUUCCCCUAACGGUACUGUUUAUCCUGCGCAGUGAACGUUAACAGGAUUACCUUGCCGUGUUUAGACAGACCGCAAAACCUUUCCACAUGAGUGCCACGCUAUUUCAGGCUUAUCCAGACCUGCUCGGCCGGUAUGCUAAUUGUCAGAACAUAAACACGAUACACAGUAUGGCGAAAGACAUGGGCUCUCUCCCAGUGGCCGUCUGGGACAGCCAGGCCCUGACCCUCAGGGAUGUACUUAUGCAGGUGGAUGUCCCCACUCUAGGAAAAAUCGUAAAAGGGCAGUUUAUGAACUUGGGAGUUUCCAAAAUUCCAUUCAGGAACUUACAACAAGAGGUAUUGAUUCAUUCUAUCAAAACAAACAUAAAAGUGUUGUCCCACAGUGUUCAGCGUAUUGAUGGUCGGGACGGACGGUUACGGCUUCAUCCUCUAGAACAGAGGCUGUCGAUCCCUAUCACAUAUCAGGGAUGGUUCGAACUACUGUCCGAAGACGGCCGAUCGGCCCGGCCAAUUGAUAGUGUGAUGAACUUGGCCAAAGUGAGACCGAAUCGGUGUCUUGUAAGACAAAAUAUUAAGGCAUUUAUGUCCAGCGAGGACGGACAGAUGACGUAUGAUAAAUCAAAGAUAGUGCCGAGUGGGGAAUCUUUGACCAUUAUGGGUGACGUCACAGUGAAAGCACCGACAGGAGAACGGCGUAAGGUUUUAAAAUGUCGAGAUUCUAAAGGUGUUAUUCUGUUCUUUGAUUUGGAACAAAGAGGACUCUUUACCCCCAUCGCGGGCCCUCAGGAUGUGACUGGUGUAAUGACCAUUAAAGACAUUAUUGGGCGUUUCCGUCUGCCCCUCACUGUCAAGUUAGUCCAGGGCGUGUGGCCCAAAGUGGACACUAACCGCUUCACAGGGAUCGUCCGUCUAGAUUGGGUUUACACGGACGAAGUGGCGUUCCUGUGUCCAUUGGAUCGUGGUAUGUUCCGGAUCACACCCGUCCCUACCGAGGUGCUAAUGAAAGUCUUGCCAGCAGUAAACUCCACAGAGAUUCUUGAGAAUCAGACAAUUAAAGACAUAAUUACAAAGGUAAACAGAAUGGUGGCCAACUAUAACAAUACCAUACAUCUUAUUUUAGCAGUUCCGGAAGCUGCCAUGGUUAAAAAUAAGUCUCACCAAAUGGCCAACAUGUUCUCACCAAAGGAAAGUGCGAAUGGUCAUUCACGUGUAAAGCGAUCGAAAAGUCGCGAGGAUGUCCUAAUGAACGAUGUGGAUGAGCUGUAUCAAUAUCUACGUGAUGGGAAAAUGCCUCCAAAAGAAAAAUUUCAUUACGACUCAGAUGAAGAGAGCUUUUUUGAAGAGCCUGCUUAUGAGAAGUUAGACGACUUCCGGUCCAGAUUAGAACGCUUGGAGCGGGGUGAACCCGCAAAUCAGAGCAGUCGUUAUCGCCCGGCAGACCUUGCCAAACUUGGUCUACAUAAGGGUACUGAAAAUCUUAGAUCCGUCGAUGAAGUGAACGGAAAUAAACCCACCACUCCCCCUGAGGCCCCUCCACCCGUUCCACCGCGGAGGUAUACAAGAGCCGAUUCCGCACCGACGAUUAAGUUGAGUCAGGUCCAGAAAUCUAGUCCUCAGAAGACCGAGUCCUCUAGCGGCUCGAGUCGGGGAGGGGGAAGUAAAAAAGACACAAAACAGACUAGCAAUAAAACUUCCUCACAUUCAUCAGGGAAGAGACAUUCUGUACACACGUUCUAUUUAUAGAUUUGAUAUACAGUGAUAUUUAGCAAGUGCCAAGUUUUCUUUUGUAGCUUUUCACAAAAGCUCUCAAAGGAUCAUAUUAGCAUUUAUUUUUUAAUGAAUUUUCAGUGAUAUUUUUUUUAAGGAUUUGAAAAUCGCACAAAAAUGAUUA
Saccostrea echinata is the source of this 1991-nucleotide messenger RNA. RefSeq lists its product as uncharacterized. NCBI's taxonomy places the organism in Eukaryota, Metazoa, Mollusca, Bivalvia, Ostreida, Ostreidae. The record is from RefSeq and is a predicted model, not a curated record. The coding region runs from base 188 to 1843 and encodes 551 amino acids. Gene Ontology annotation, molecular function: protein binding. The transcript has a single exon.